AUGAGUGUCUGUCGACAGAUUCGCCUAGUUCUAUGGAAGAAUUUUACUAUCCGACGUCGACGAUGGCCUCGAGUGAUCUUCGAGUUUAUCUGGCCGUUAUUUCUAUUUCUUAUCUUAAUGUGGGUUCGAACACGGAAUUUAACAUUCUACUAUGAUGCUUGUUACAAUGAUCCAAAAUAUCUCGGUCCAACUGGCAUUCUUCCUGCGAUUCAAAGUUACAUUUGUCGAUGGAACAAUACGUGCUAUAAUAGUUCAAAGAUAAUCGAUGAAUUUCAAAGCGAAACAUCAUUUUGGAAUGAAUUCUCUUCGUUGACUGACAGUCUGUCGAUCGUUUUACACGACGAGCAAGCAGCUCAUUUACUGAGCGAUAUUUUCACUCAACUUAAUUUAUUACAAACGUCACUGAACAUAUGGAAUGGUACUGUUCGAGCAAAUAAAACGUCGAAUGAUUUCAAUCAAACGAUACCUGCAGCAAUUAUUAAGAAUCUUUUUGAAAAUGCCGUCAAUUUAUCGAAUCUCCAUCAGGCAUGGUUUAUGAAUAAAACAGUAAAAUACACAUCGAAUAUCAAUGUUGCAAUAGAAAUAUAUCUUGCAAGUGUUCGACCGAAUAAUUUCUAUUCGUAUCAAUCAGCGGCGAGUAUCAAGAACUCAUUUUGUGGUAGAAAUGAAUCCCAACGAACUUUUCUCGUCGAUUCAUUGAAAUUAAUAGAGACACAAGGCUUUUUAUGCACUAAUUUGACGGCAAAUGAUUUGAAAUCGUUCUUGAUAAGUGUCCAACAGCAAUUGGACGCAAUCGUUUUAGCCGAACUGUGUCCGCAAAUGUUUACUCUGCCAAUUCAUAUGUUUCAGAUUGAUAGUAAACUAAACGAUUUGUAUACACGAUUGGAAGUGCUGAAUGUUAGCUUUUCUUUGAACAACAGUGCAAAUGGCAUCAGUCUGAAGUCUUUCUGCGGCGGUCGAAAUGAUCUUUCAGCUUUUUUCAAUAUUACUUCAUCUACAACAUCUCAAACUCGACAAUCUAAAUCCAGUGAAACUCGUACAACUGGUGAUCAAUCAUUGAUUUACUAUGAUUGGAAUCAAUUAGCGACCGAUCUACUUUCUUACAAUGCAUCUCUUAUAUGUCAUCAAACUUAUGUAACAGGUUCGGGAAAUAUCGUUCAAUUCGUUCCAACGAAUCGUUCGUGUCGUUGUGUGCUUUUCGAUCAAGUUUUCAACUCCAAUAAAAUUUUGAAACAAUUCGCGAGAUUUGUACGGCCAAUUCUAUAUGGAAAAAUCUAUUAUCACCCAUCGAAUGUUCACUAUGAUAGUCUUAUCAAACAAAUGAACCAAACAUUCGAAUCUCUUGAUGAACUGAUUCGAUUGUUUCGACAUAUUCAAUCAAUAAUUCAACUAAAUAUUGAAAUAUUAACAACAACCUGUAAUUUGAACGUAACAUCAUCAGAGUUGUGCAAACAGUUAUCAUCAUAUCAAACAGCCCUGAGUCUAUUUACUAUUCUGACUGAAUUUCUCGCUUGUACAGAACGUAAUCGAUUUGUUCCGAUGGACAGUGAGCUAGAAAUGGUAAACAGAGGAAAAAAUAAUACCAUCACCAAUGAUUUUCUUGCGGCUAUUCAAUUUCUCGAAGAUUUAUCUGAUAAUGAUACCUUACCAAAACAUAUGCGAUUUAAAAUCCGAAUGGCACUUGACUAUGUUGACAGCACCUUUCGUACUGAAGAUCGUUACUUUUCGUAUUCACCACGAACUACUGCUCCAAGUUCGACGAAAUAUUUUACUUAUGUAUUCAUCUAUUUGCAAAAUGCACUUGAACGUGCGAUUAUCAGCGCGCACACAGGACGAAAUGUAUCCUUCGGUAUUCAAACCCAACAAAUGCCGUACCCAUGUUGGGUUAACGAUAAAUUCGUCACUUCAAUCAGUCGAAUGUUACCGUUGCUAAUGGUGUUAAGCUGGAUAUUUACGGUAUCAAUGAAUGUCAAAGAUAUUGUUCAUGAAAAAGAACGACGUUUGAAAGAAAUCAUGAGAAUUAUGGGUUUAAAAGAUUCAGUGCAUUGGCUUACCUGGUUUAUUUUAUGCACAACCGUGAUGUUACUAAUCGCUUUGUUACUUGCACUACUUUUAAAGUUUGGCAAACUCACACAAUUUUCAGAUCUUGGUAUUUUGAUCGUAUUUUUUAUCAGUUAUACAUUUGCGACAAUUACGCAGUGUUUUCUCAUAAGUGUCUUCUUCAAUCGUGCUAACCUCGCGGCUUGUGGAGCUGGUAUCAUCUACUUUCUGCUUUACUUACCGUAUACAAUUCUGAUCAAUUACGAUACGCAAGUAAAAACGUGGCAAAAGAUAAUUGCUUGUCUUUCAUCGACUGUUGCUUUUGGACUUGGUUGUGAUUAUAUAGCGCGUUUUGAAGGGAUGGCUAAAGGUGUUCAAUGGAGCAAUCUGAAUCAAGGGGUGAAACCGAAUGAUAACUUUACAUUACUGUAUUGUAUUAUAAUGAUGUUUAUCGAUUCGAUUAUAUAUAUGUUACUGACGGUUUACAUUGAAAAUGUCUAUCCUGGUGAAUACGGCAUUCCACAAGUUUGGUACUUUCCAUUUACAAAGACAUAUUGGUUUGGUUUUGACGCGAAGAAAAUUCGACAGCGAACAGAAGAAAUGAAUCACGCAAAUCCCACCGUUACUGAGGAAGAAGGAGAUAUUGGAGUUAGUAUUGACAAACUAUCGAAAUACUACGGAAAUAAAAUGGCGUUGAAGAAUCUGUCAGUGAAAUUCUAUCAUAACAUGAUUACAGCAUUUCUUGGAAGAAAUGGCGCAGGGAAAAGCACAACCUGGUCUAUUUUAACUGGUUUGAUACCGCCAUCAAGUGGAACAGUUUAUAUCGAUGGGUUUGAUAUAUUAACCGAUAUAAAAAUCGUACGAAAACGACUUGGCUUCGCUCCUCAGUAUAAUAUUUUAUUUGAUCUACUAACCGUUCAAGAACAUCUCGAGUUUUUCUCUGCAUUAAAAGAUGCACCAAAGGAGUUGGUUGCAACCGAAACAGAGAGAAUGUUGGAUGACUUAGCAUUAACAAAGAAAGCGUUGAAUUAUACUACUGAAUUAUCCGGCGGGAUGAAAAGAAAACUUUCGAUCGCCAUUGCUUUUAUUGGAAAUUCUACAACCGUUAUUCUAGACGAGCCGACUGCAGGUGUUGAUCCGUAUGCCCGUCGAGCUAUUUGGGAUUUGAUAUUGAAAUAUAAACCCGGUCGAACGAUCGUUUUGUCUACACAUCAUCUUGAUGAAGCUGAUUUGCUCAGUGAUCGUUUGGCGAUUAUAUCAUCCGGUGAACUACAAUGUGUAGGAACGACAAUGUAUUUAAAACGCAAAUACGGUGAAGGUUACAAUCUCAUUGUUGAAUUAGCAUCAACCACAAACGAACAUGACCAACGACAGGAGAUUAUCCUCAAUCCCAUAACAUCGAAAAACUCGUCGCUAAAUUCAAUGCGAUUUGCGAAAUUAACUGAUUUUCUUCGACAAUAUGUACCAGAUAUUCGCAUUAAAGAACAACAUGGUGAUCAAAUCACAUAUGUUCUACUAGAUGAUGCUAACCAUACAAAAAUAUUUCCAACAAUGCUUACGGAGUUAGACGCGAAUAAAUCGAAGUAUAAUAUAAAAACUUACGGUUUAUCGAAUAGUAGUCUUGAACAAGUUUUCCUCCGUGUUGCCGAUGAAAUCAAACGACCGGAAGAUUAUGAACGCAUGUCGCGCUGGGAGAAAUUUUGGAGCCGUUUUAAACGACCGACUGAGACAAAAAUAGAGAUAGUUGAAGAGGAAAAUAAAGAUGAACAGAUAGAAAUGAAUACUGGUAUCAGUGACGAAUGGAGUCCAUACACAACUGAUCGAUAUAGAGGCGCUCACCACGUCUUCAUACAAAUCAAAGGUUUACUAAUCAAACGGUUUCAUCGAACGAAACGUAACAUCAAAGGCUUGAUUGCAGAAAUUCUUCUACCAAUCAUUUUCAUUCUACUUGCUAUGUGCGCAAUCAAACUAGCACCGAAUGAAAGCGAACCGCCACCGCUCAUCCUUCAUCCAUGGUACUGGAGUCAGCCUAGUUAUAUGUUUCAAUCACUGCCUACGAACAAGUCUUUGGUACUAUCAAAAAUAAUUCAACAAACGUUCACGAAAUCGCCUUCGUUGGGCACACGCUGUAUGCCAACGACGAUACUUAAUAAACGAUUGUACCCAUGUUCACAAUCGAACGUCGGUCAUGUCAAUGUCUCAUCGAGUUUUGAAGUGAUCGAUGCAUUGAACCAAGUUCACUACAAUCAAACACGUAUUUCACCUGAAUGCGAUUGUUGGCAGAAAAUGCAAACAUGCCCAGUGGGCGCCGGUGGACCAGCGAGAAGUUAUGACAAGACCGAAACGAAAGACAUUCUAUACGAUCUACAAGAUUUCAACAUAUCAGACUGGCUGAUCAAAUCUGAAUACAAGCUCGAAUAUCUCAUGAAACGAUUUGGUGGAUUUGAAUUUUUGUCGUAUUUCAUCGCAGAUAAAAUAGAACUACUCAAUGAAACAUUACUCGAUCGCCUGGUCAAUAUCACCAAUCCAAGCAAUCAAUCGUCAUUAACUGUCGACAGUCAGAAAAUAGCUCCAUUGUUCCAAAUCCAUCCACCACAGGUUUCGGUGUGGUACAAUAAUAAAGGAUGGCCAGCAAGUGUUGCCUUUCUGAAUGUCUUCAACAAUGCUCUCCUACGAGCUCUUCUUCUACAAAAUGAUUCAACAAUUGCAAUUGAUGAUUAUGGAAUAACAGCAAUCAAUCACCCAUUACCCCAAAGUGAUAUUCAAAUCGAUAGUGAUCUACAAAAUCGUGCUGCAUUAGAACUAUUUACGGCAAUAUGUAUUAUUUUCGCAUUAGCUUUUAUUCCCGCAAGUUUCCUCGUCUUUCUCAUCGAUGAGCGAGUAACCACAUCAAAGCAUCUACAAUUCGUUAGCGGUGUUAAUGGAAUAACUUAUUGGUGCGCGAAUUUCUUCUGGGAUCUAACAAACUAUUCGGUUUCAAUCGUCUUUUGUCUGAUCAUAUUUCUUGCCUUUCACAUUGAUGCGUAUGUUGUUCCAACUAAUUUCUUUUGUCUCAUCUUAUUACUGUUCCUCUAUGGUUUCGCAAUUAUCCCGCUGAUGUAUCCAAUUAGUUACCUUUUUCAAACGCCAUCAACGGGUUUCGUACUUAUCUCGUGUAUCAAUAUAUUUAUCGGUUUAAUAACUACAAUCUCGACGUACACAUUGGAAACAUUCAAUGAUGAAGCAGAUCUGAUGCGAGUUAAUAACAUUCUCAUGAAGUUAUUCUUAAUUUUUCCCCAUUAUUGCCUUGGCCGAGGACUAUUCGACAUAAGUCGAACGCAUGCAAUCAAUGUCAUCAGUGCUAAAUACAUUACAGGUUACGUUUCCGUCUCACCAUUCCAAACGAAUAUUGUCGGACGAAAUCUGUUUGCUUUGUUUCUCGAAGGAAUUUUGUUCUUUAUAGUGGCUAUUCUUGUUCAAUAUCGAUUCUUUAUUCCUGAUCGAGGUUGCAUUCGCAUGCCGAAUGAUCUUAAAUCGGUAUACGAAGAUGAAGAUGUUGCGAAUGAACGCGCACGCAUCCAUGGAGAUCAAAAUAAUACAAGUAAUGAUGUUUUACGCCUAAUUGAUUUAGUGAAAAUCUACGGACGAGCUUGUCGUCGACAAUUUGCUGCCGUGAAACAAACCUGUGUUGGUGUAAAGCAAGGUGAAUGUUUCGGUUUGCUUGGCAUCAACGGUUCGGGAAAAUCCACUACAUUCAAAAUGCUCACCGGUGAAAUAUCUAUGACAGAUGGUAAUGCCUAUGUGAACAACAAUAGUGUUAUCAAACAUUUGGACAAAGUUCGUCAAGAUAUCGGUUAUUGUCCACAGUUCGACGCACUUGAUGUUUUGCUAACAGCGCGAGAGCAUCUCUACUUCUAUGCUCGCCUACGUGGCAUAAAAGAGAAAAAUAUUUCAUUCAUUGCGGAGUGCCUAUUAAAUCAAUUUGGUUUAACCCUAUGGGCGGAUCGACCUUCUGGACACUAUUCGGGUGGAAAUAAACGAAAGCUAUCGACGGCGAUUUCCUUAAUCGGAAACCCUUCAAUUAUAUUCAUGGAUGAACCAACAACAAGAAUGGAUGUACGUGCGAAACGCUUUCUAUGGAAUUGUAUCUUGAAACUGACGCGUCAGGAUCGAAAAUCUGUUGUGAUCACUUCGCAUUCGAUGGAAGAAUGUGAAACUCUAUGCAACCGACUCGUCAUAAUGGUAGCCGGAGAAUUCAAAUGUCUAGGUAGCGUUCAACAUUUGAAAGAAAAAUUUGGUGAUGGCUAUACAAUUCUAAUUCGUACGAAUGUUGACGUCAACCGGCAAAUCGUGAUUGAUUACAUUCAAAAAUCGAUUCGGGAAACGAUCGUUAAAGAGGAACAUAAUAAGAUGAUUCAUUUUCGCGUAUCGCCCAAUGUUUCUCUACACAGAAUGUUCACUGUGCUCGAAACUGCUCGAGAAGAGCUAAUCAAUCUUAUAGAAGAUUAUACAGUCACCCAAGUGACACUUGACGAUGUAUUUGUUAAUUUUGCUAAAGCACAACAAGAUAAUUCGGAUAUGGCGCACAAAACUGACAAUGAAGAUCUUUAUGAGCUAACUUGCCGAAAAGUUAAUCGGAUUGGUGGGUUUAAGCUUAUUUUCCAUCAGCCUAGUUCGUCGAAAUCUUUCUUUCUAGGGCCGGUCUGA
This is a messenger RNA of Adineta ricciae, 6726 nucleotides long. The record is from the annotation of a GenBank genome assembly. Lineage: Eukaryota; Metazoa; Rotifera; Eurotatoria; Adinetida; Adinetidae.